Messenger RNA from Selaginella moellendorffii, 3188 nucleotides. RefSeq names its product ABC transporter A family member 2. Gene Ontology annotation, biological process: lipid transport; transmembrane transport. The transcript is spliced from 16 exons. The record is from RefSeq and is a predicted model, not a curated record. The coding region runs from base 111 to 2918 and encodes 935 amino acids. Gene Ontology annotation, molecular function: ATP binding; ATP hydrolysis activity; ABC-type transporter activity. Gene Ontology annotation, cellular component: intracellular membrane-bounded organelle; membrane. Lineage: Eukaryota; Viridiplantae; Streptophyta; Lycopodiopsida; Selaginellales; Selaginellaceae.
UCGAUUAGGGUUCUUCGGCAUCCACAGGAAAAGAGAGAGAGAGGAAAGAUUCUCCUGUCAGCAGACAAUGCUAGAAUGCUGAAAAGAUCUUUCCUCCUCUAGCGUGAUCGAUGGAAACGCCGGUGCUAUGGCUCUUCCGGCGCCAGUUCUCGGCGCUCUUCUACAAGAAUAUCAUGCUUUCGCUGCGGCGCAAGCGCUCCACGAUAAUCCACUUCUCCUCGGCGUUCUUGUUCGUGCUGCUCAUCUUUGGCGUGGAUCAAGCGAUCCAGGCGAGUAGAAGAGGGACUACUUCCUACCGGGACGUCAAGUCUCCCCCGGCAACGGCGAUCUCGCCGAUCGUUCCUUGCGAGACCGGGUAUUUCAUGAGGGAUCCGUGCUACGAUUUCGUGUGGAGUGGGAAUUCCAGCGCCACCGCAGCUCGGAUCGUGCUGGAAAUAUUGCGGAACAAUCCCGGGCGACCGAUACCACCGUCCAAGACAUUGGGCUUUGCUACCCCGGACGACGUGGAUAGAUGGCUCCUCGCGCAUCCAUUGCAGUGUCCUGGAGCUCUUCAUCUGGAAGAACGGCAGCCAAACGUGAUCGCGUAUGGAAUCCAAACGAAUUCCACCGCCAAGAUCAUUCGCGGGACGUUUGAGGACACUGUGUUUAAGUUCCAGCUCCCUUUGCAAGCCGCCGCCGAGAGGGAGAUCAGUCGCUUUUUGACAAGAGAUCCGAGUCUUGGAUGGAACGUUUCGUUUGCGGAGUAUCCACAUCCAGCGAGAACAACAUUUUCUACGGUCGGAACUAUCGGUCCCACUUUCUUGCUCGCCGCCACCAUGUUUGGAUUUGUCAUUCAGCUAAGCAAUUUGGUUUCCGAGAAGGAGCUCAAGCUUCGUCAGGCAAUGUCUGUUAUGGGGUUGAUGGAUUCCGUGUAUUGGUCGACAUGGCUGAUAUGGGACGUGUGCUUGACUUUCCUCUCGUCGAUGGUGCUGGUCCUUUCCGGCAUGAUGUUCCAGUUUAAUUUCUUCCUGGACAACGAUUUUGGCGUGCUUUUCCUCGUUUUCUUUCUCUUUCAGACGAACAUGGUGGCCUUUUCCUUUCUGCUGUCCACUUUCGUUACGAAAACAUCGUCAGCAAACACUGUUGGUUUUGUGGUUUUCAUUGUCGGUUUUGUAACACAGUUGGUGACCGCAUUUGGUUUCCCUUACAGCAACUCCUAUUCUAAAUUGUAUCAAAUUAUUUGGUCUUUUUUUCCUCCCAAUAUUUUCGCGGCUGGCAUGAGUGAUUUGGGAAAGGCCAGCUCCGAAAGCUCCGGAUAUACUUGGGCUGGUCGUAAUCGUUGUCCUCCUAGAGAUAAUGAAACUGAUUGUGUCCUCACCUUGGAGCAAGGAUACUAUUGGCUAAUAGGAACAUUCUUUCUAUGGCUUGUGCUCGCGAUAUACUUUGACAACGUUCUUCCGGAUGUAAAUGGGGUUCGUAAGCCAUGGUUUUACUUUACACAUGCAUCUUACUGGACAGGAAACAUGAAUGAGAAAGAAACAACAGGAUGUUGUGGACGUAAAAUUUUACCUUCACCACCACCUGGAACUGCUACAGACGACGAUGUGAAAGCCGAAGAAGACUCGGUGAAACAAAAUGAUGUUGAUCCGCUGAUUGCUGUACAAGUACGAGGUCUGGUAAAGACAUUCUCGGGUUCACGGAAAAAGGCAGGCUGCUGUCGGUGGCGAAGGGUACCUCCUCAACACGCUGUUCAGGGCUGCUGGUUCAGCAUUGAGAAUCAGAAGCUAUUCUGCCUCUUGGGUGCCAAUGGAGCUGGAAAAACGACGACAAUAAACUGUUUAACUGGUAUACUUCCGGUUACUGCCGGCGAUGCGUAUGUUUACGGCGAGUCGAUAAAAAGUACUCACGGCAUGAACCGUAUUCGAAGCUACAUGGGCGUCUGCCCACAGUUUGAUAUAUUAUGGGGCUCUUUAACUGGACGGGAGCAUCUACACAUUUUUGCAAAGAUUAAAGGAAUUGACCAGACUAAACAACGCGAGAAAGUAGAGGAGAUGCUUGCGAAAGUUAAAUUGACAGAGGCUGGAAACACAAGAUCCGAUUCUUACAGCGGCGGAAUGAAGCGACGGUUAAGUGUUGCCAUUUCACUCGUUGGAGAUCCGAAAGUGCUGUAUUUGGAUGAACCUACAACGGGAAUGGACCCUAUAAUGCGUAGGCACGUAUGGGACGUGAUAGAAGAUGCGAAGAAAAACUGUGCCAUAAUUCUUACGACCCACUCAAUGGAAGAAGCUGACGUUCUAGCGGAUCGAAUCGCGAUCAUGGCGAAAGGAAAGCUUCAAUGCAUUGGUAGCUCAAUCCAUUUGAAGUCCAAGUAUGGGACUGGAUACAAGAUCAGCGUUGGCGUUGAAAACGGGUUUUCUGGAAGUGCUGCCGAAGUCGAGGAGGAAGAACGAGUAAAACGGGCUGGCAUCAAGGCAUACUUUCAUGAGCAUCUUAAUCUUGCUCCUUGUGAAGAAACGAAAGCGUACGUAACGUUCGCUGUUCCUCAAAGCCAGCCUAAACUCGCAGAUUUCUUUGAAGAAUUGAGCUACAAGUCGAAGGAGCUUGGCAUCACCGACAUCCAGCUGGGCUUGACAACGUUAGAGGACGUGUUUCUAAACAUUGCCAAGAGAGCUGAGCUCCAAAACUCCGAGGGUCGGCUGGAGCAACUUCGUCUCUCCGAUGGGAUGGUUCUCAUGGUACCCGUUGGUACGCGAUACUUUCCAGUCCCCGGCACAGUCACCGAAGAUCAUCCACUGGGAAUGAUGGUGGAGAUCUUCUGGCAGCAGGACGAGAAUGGCUCUCUUUGCAUUCGAGACUUCUCAGAGCUAAGGCCAGCUCCGGAAACGCUAGCGAUGGAUCAAGCGAGGUUGAGCUCCGUGAUCCGGAACAUUCUCGAGUGACAAGAAAAGGGGUACUUUUGAUCUUUAGAUUUCUUCGAGCUAAAGAAGAAAUGAACAUCUGAUCAAUCCCAGGAUCAAACGAUCCAGAAACUUGGCGAUCUCGAAGAUGAUCGAUUAAUCCGUCCAGAGAUAAAGUCACAAGGCCGGGAAAGAAUCAAAGAAGUAUUUUAAAGUCAUGGAAGUGUAGCCAGUAAUGGCUGGCUCUAUUGUACGACACUUUAUACCAAAGCGCCACCGACACCAUGGCCACAAAACGCCAUGCUGUACGAA